ACAUAACAUUUUAAAUUGAACUUUUUUUUUCGCCAAUAAUAAUCAGAAAAAAAUUUCCUUUGCUCAGCAAAAAUACAUUAUUGCAGAAAAAAUGUCUUCGAUUAAAGAACUGAAAUCGGAUAAAAUUAAAUACAAAAAUGAUCCAAUAAAAUAUGUGGAAAUUGCCAAUCUUUUGGGUCAUAAAUUUCGUGAAUCUGGUCGUUACAAUGAAGCAUUAGAUGAACAUUUGGAAGCCAUUACGAUUUGUAAGAAAAUAAAAAAUUCGACAAUCAAUCGUGAAUUGGAAGCAGUUAGCCGUCGUGCUUUAGGUGAAUGUUAUUCGGAAAUGAGCCAACAUUCAGAAGCAUUGAAUCAGCAUGAAUUAUAUUUGCGAUUAACAUUACAAAUCAAUGAUCCGAUUGAGAUACAACGUGCUCAUGCAACCAUUGGUCGUACAUAUCUACUUUGGGGACAAGAAUCCGAAAACGAAAAAACUAAUUGUGAUCUAAUGAAGAAGGCCGAAUAUUCAUUCCAAAAGGCGAUGGAUCUAUGUGAAAAUCUUCGGUCUUCGGGGAAAUUAAAACCAAGAGAAUAUGCUGAAAUGAAAUCUCGACUUUUACUCAAUCUAGGCUUAGUGUAUGAAAAUCUUCAUGAUUUUGACAAGUGUAAAAAAUUGAUAGAAGAUUCCAUUACAUUGACAAAAGCAAAUUAUUUAUUUGACGAGCUUUUUCGUUGUCAAAUUUCAAUGGGUUCGAUUAAUGAAAAAACUGAUUGCCAAACGGAAGCUAUUCAUCAUUAUGAGGAAGCAUUAAAAACGGCUGAUACUUUGAAAAGUAAACGGAAAAAAUUUGAUGUAUUCAUAUGUUUAGGUUUAGCAUGGAUGAAACAGGAACAAAUUGAUAGAGCAAAAUCUUUUUUAAAGAAAGCAUACUGUUUAAAAAUCAAUGUUGAUGAAGAUAAAGAAAGAAUUGUUCAACUAUUAAAAGUUUCUAUGGCAAUUGAUUGUGAUUUGAAAAAAUUAUUUGAAACAAAUGAUUUAGAGGAGAAAAUAAUUCUAUGUGAUAGAUUAGGCGAUCAUUUUGUCAUAAUCAAAUGUUUUUUACAAGCAAUAAAAUAUUAUAAAAAAGAAUUAUUAUUUGCUACCGAAGCAAACAAACCAAAUGCUUUCAUUUCAAAAAUUUAUGUAUCGAUUGGACAAACAUAUUUGGAUAGUGGAAAAUACUAUAAAGCUAUCGAAUAUUUUAAACAUGAAUAUAAUUUUCAAUUGGGAAACACAUGUGAACAAUGUACAUCUUUACUCAAAAUUGCUGACAUACAAGAAUGUUUAUAUGUUUUCAUCGAUGAUUUGGACAUUGAUGAAAAAGAUAAAUUGAAAAAGGAAAUUAUUGAAAAUUACGAAAAUUCUAUGCAAUUGUUUUCCGAUUUGAAAGUAAUAUUGCCAAUCGAUCAUGAUCAUAAUGGGCAAAUCGAUCUCGAUACACGGAUUCAAAAUGGAAAAGGAAAAUUAAAACUUUACAAAACAGCUAUAGGAAAUUAUCUGAAUUUUCUCAAGUCAAACAAAUUGAAUCGAUAUCGACAAGAUGAAUUAAAGGAAGAGCUUGCCGAUUUGAACCGUAUAACUAUCGUUGAUGAUGACAAAGAUGAUGAUGAUGAUGAGAUACAAGAGACUGAAAUUACUAAUGAUAUCUAUGAUCAAUAUGAUAUUGAUUUAUUAGCCAUUGAAAUCGAUUCGGAUGGCAAUGAAAAUGAUGAAGAAAUGCCGGAAAAUUUUCAUUCAAAACCAAAACGAAAUCCCAAUAAAUCAUCUAUUCGAAAUCGUUUGAAUCAAUUCGGUGAAACACCAUUACAUACGGCUUGUAUUGCCGGGAAUCUUGUUCAAGUUGAACGAUUAAUUAGUCAAAAUGUCGAUAUAAAUGCUAAAGAUUUUUGUGGUUGGACACCAUUACAUGAAGCAUGUAAUCAUGGAUUUAUAGCUAUUGUUGAACAUCUUUUGAAAAAAGGUGCCAAUAUUGAAUCAUGUGAUGAUCGAAGUGAUCGUAUUACACCAUUACACGAUGCAUGUAAUUGUGGACAUUUUGAUAUAAUUAGAUUGUUACUCGAUUAUAAUGCGAAUGUAUUGGCACAAAAUUCGAACAAUGAAACACCCAUAGAAUGUUUGAUGAGUUGGCGUGAACGAAGUAAAAAUGAAUUGAAUAAACAGGAUCUUGACAAUUGUCUGGAGCUUGAAAUACGUAUGAUAAACUUAAUGAAGGAUAAAGGAUUUGAUCCGACCAAAUUAUUCAAACGUUCUAACAACAAUAACAACAACAACAAUAAUAAUGAUAAUAAUAGCAAGCUUCUGCAAACAACAUUUACUAAAAUGAAUGGCAGUGAUGCAAACACUUCUACUAAUAUUAUUAGAAAAAGAAAUUUAGUAAAAGAUCAUAUUUAUUCAAGCGAAAAUUCUGAUCAAUUUAUUCAUCGUAAUGCCAACGAUGAAAAUAAUAUGAUCACCGUUCGUGAUGAUUUGAUGGCACAUGAAGCUCGUCAAGAAUAUCGUAAUACGAUUGAAUCGAUUCGAUAUUUUGGUUCGAAAACGAAAACUGCCGUUUCGUCUUCGUUUCAAACGAAAGACCAUAAGCAUCAUCAUGCUUUGAUUGACGAAAAUGAAGAAAUGCCAAGAGAUGAUUGGCUUAUUGAUGAUUUGGGUGAUAAAAGGCAAAAGCAGCAUAUACGUAAACGAAUGUUAGGCGAAUAUUUUGACAGAAAUGAUACAAACAAAAAACUUAAAUCAAACACUGACGUUAUACAAUUAGAUUCCGAUUCAUUUGAGACAAAUACCAAUAAUAAUUAUCCGGUCGUUUAUGAUGAUGAUGAUGAUAAUGAAAAUACUUUUGAAACUUUUCCUUCACAUUUAAUUUCCGGUUCAUCAACCACCACCAUUGUUGAAGCAUCAACGGAAAACAAUUGUUCGCCUGUCAAUUCUACAUCUGCAAUAAGGGCAAAUUCAGCUAAUAAAGACAAUCACCAAAUAAUAAAUAGAAAUAAAAAUCGUAAAGCAUUGACGGUUCAUUUUGAUGAUAGUCAAAAAAGUUCAUUUAUUGUGUUCAUUGAAAAUGAUUCAAAUUGUCGUUGGCUUAAAGAAGAAUUGAUUAGACGUUAUUUUACUCAUUAUGGAACGAAACCAAUGUUUUCAUUACGAACAGAUAAUGAUGCUAUAUUACUUGAUUCUGAUCUAGUCAUAGAUAUUGUUGGUGAUAAUGAACGUAAUAUUAAAGCAAUCAUUGAACAAUGGACAAUUGAUCAACCUGAUAAACGUUAUAUUGAAUUGUGUACAUUACAACAAACGGAUGUUGAUAAAAACAUUGAAAAUAGUUUAAGAAAAUCCUAUAAAAAUUUAUAUCUAACCUUUCAAGGUUUGUAUUUUCCAUCGAAAAUCCAGAUUACAUUAAUGAUGAAGGCAUUGUUAAAACAGAACAUUAAAGAAUUGGAUCUAUCACAUACGAAUUUAUUGGCAAACAAAGAGAAUUAUAAUGCAUUUCAAACAAUGAUCGUUUCACUAUCGAAUUUAAAGGAAUUAUAUCUAUCUAAUGUAUCAUUGUCGUCCAGUUGUUUGAUACACUUGAUCAAUUUGAAUCUUUCACUUAGAAAAUUGGAUCUCAGUUACAAUCCAUUGGGUGAUGAUUGUGUAUAUUCAAUAGCACAGAUCAUCAGCACAUUUAGAAAAUUGGAACACUUCAAUUUGUCUGCAUGUGAUCUGACAGAACGAUUUAUUCAGAACAAUCUUCUUAUGAAUUCAAUCAAGAAUUCUACUAGUUUAAUAACAUUUUUGCUUGAAUAUAAUGAUUUCCCUGGGGAUUUAAACGAACGAAUGCAUGAAUUAUUGAAUGAUGGUAAUCGUGUUCAUUUGGAUUCAAAUGGAUGAUUCUUGAAUGACGAAAUUAGCAAAUGAAAAUAAGAACUGGCUUAUGAAACCAGAUAGACGAGGAGAAGACAAGAAGAAGAAGAAUCUAACCAGAGCAGCAUUAUUGUGGUAUUUUUCAUAUAAAAAUAUAAUUAUUUAUAAUGAUUGUUUACCAAUUAUAAAUGAAACAAAUUCACUGACUGAGAAAAAAAAAGUCAGAAACUGUCUUG
Messenger RNA from Dermatophagoides pteronyssinus (European house dust mite), 4092 nucleotides. Its product is annotated as tonsoku-like protein. Gene Ontology annotation, biological process: replication fork processing; double-strand break repair via homologous recombination. Gene Ontology annotation, cellular component: nuclear replication fork. The record is from RefSeq and is a predicted model, not a curated record. NCBI's taxonomy places the organism in Eukaryota, Metazoa, Arthropoda, Arachnida, Sarcoptiformes, Pyroglyphidae. Gene Ontology annotation, molecular function: protein binding.